Molecule: messenger RNA, 801 nt
Organism: Rhodamnia argentea
Lineage: Eukaryota; Viridiplantae; Streptophyta; Magnoliopsida; Myrtales; Myrtaceae
Source: RefSeq, a predicted model, not a curated record
AUGAGCGUGUUCUUGGGCCAUCGUAGAAACAUAGAUAGGGUCGACGACGGAACGAACAACGAAACUUUACGACAGCUUUUUCGUACACGUUCACUUGCAUCACAUACACAAGUGCUCUCUGAACCGUGCAAUAAGGUUUGUAGGUUAUGCAAUAGAAGGGCUCUUGAGAGCGCCUGCUUUCAGAAAUGAAUGGAUCAGAAGGGGGCUGGGUUCUAUUUCCUGGCCGGGCGGGAGGUGAAGGCCAUAAGAGAAGAUAGCCCUCCCGGUAAGGAAGAGAGGAAAAAGGUGCUUUCUCAAAGCAGAGGAGGAAGGGUGGGCAGAAGGUACCACGAGCCCUCUGUCCCACACAUCUAUCCAGAAGCAAGUGUAGUUCACCGGUUCCACCGAAUGCUCCUAUCUCUCGGCAAAGAUCGUGUGAGUGUGCAGUUAUGCUUCGGAUGCUUCGCCAUAAUAGAUCGACGCAGUUCCCCUUCUUUUCCGGUGCACUCGCUUUAUAUCUCCGACACACAAGGAAGGACGCGGUGGGAAGGAAGCAGCCCUAGCCUCUGUCCGGCCGAUCAUUCCGCUGGCAUCUUGCAUUCACGCCUCCGUUUGACUGCCGCUCGGGGAUGUAGUUGUAGAUACGUUAGUCUUAGUGGGUCGUUGGCUCCACCUGUUAUCUCCUUCUACGACAUGCUGUUGUCGUCGCCAUAUUCCAUAUGUCACUUAGUCAUCUCUGCCUCGCUGCAGGUCAGCACCUCCGAAAGAAACGGAGGACUUCAUUCAGUGACUCCGCGAUCGCCCUCUAAACGAUCAGAAUAA